This is a messenger RNA of Daphnia pulex (common water flea), 3719 nucleotides long. RefSeq names its product probable serine/threonine-protein kinase nek3. Bases 1208 to 3124 code for a protein of 638 amino acids. The transcript is spliced from 7 exons. Lineage: Eukaryota; Metazoa; Arthropoda; Branchiopoda; Diplostraca; Daphniidae. The record is from RefSeq and is a predicted model, not a curated record.
CGACCCAUCUAGAAGCCCAUUGAUUAUACGUUGAUCAGCAUUUCAAGCGCGUCUGAACAAAAGAAGAAAACAAUUGCGCAAUGGAAUUUGGUUAUCGAAAAAGUCAAAUGGUGUGCGCAUCUACAGAUUGCCAUCACGCCAAAAUGCCACGUGCCAUUUAACCGUGUCGUUUAAUCCGACAUCCUUGCCCAAAGCAGUUGUUUAUUAGAGGAAUGUGAAAAAUUCAGUUUUCAUUGACAUUCUUAUUUCAGGUCAUGGAACAUAAAGAUUACAGCAACUGGUUAUGUUUACUAUUACCAAAAUUUCAAAGAAUGAAAUAUGCCGGUUGAAGGACAACCGCUGACUAGUUUUAGAAGCCUGGACAAUUUAUGCCAAAUAUGUAUUUGGGAAGGGCAGAGCCUACAUGUGAUAUUGAUUGCAUUCAUUUGAGAUGGCAAAUUAUUAUACUUGCCGUUAAAGUUUUAAAUUAACAUUUUAAAUUCAGCUGAUUAUUUGGUUUUAUUUUUCCUUGAAAAAACCCGACAAGCAAAAUAUAUAAAUAGGGUCUUGUCCUCUAUAGUUUUAGAUUAUAGUCGGUGGAAAUGCUAUUAAGGAGAUAACCGUUUUAAUGAUUCAAAAGAGAAGUUUCAUGUAAUAUCCGUCUUUUCAGCAGACCCCUUUAAUAGGAAAAAGGACGGAGCGGCCAUGAAAUUUCCCAGCAGCAGUUUGAGCUGGUGGUGGGCCAUCACCUGACUUUUUUGGGUCUCUCAACACAACCUGCUGCAGAGAUAAAAUUUGAUCAGACGUUUUCGCCGAGAGAACGUGCGCGUUAAAAAAGGCGUUGUUCUUCUUGUUUGGAUUGAAUGUCACGUGAUUUUCGUUUCCUAACCAAUCGUCGUUCACCUGUUUUCACAGUGUACACACAACGUUGCCCCGGGCAACCUCUGGCUCGACCGUUUUUAACUACAGAGAUACACUUGCCUAUUUGUUUAUCAGCCACUCUGCACCGAGCGAGGCUGCUUCGUUUUCGACGUUUCUCGGCCGUGUUGUGUCGUUUUUCUCAUCGGUUUUCAGUCGAUUUUUCGUCGACAUGUGUGAAGUUGAGGGCCACUUGUUCUUAUGGUGAACCUCAUCACCAGUCUCGGCUCUCCCCCGGGCACUGGGUGAAGGUCUCACCGCCGUGAAAGUGUCCCUGCUCUUUUCAUCACACACACACACAGCAGCAGCCAUGUACAAACUAUUCAACAGAGCUGUGGAAACACCCAAGACCACCACUCUUCCUCCUCCCCCGCCCAAGACUGCCGUAGUCAAUGCAGUGGAGGAAGAGCCACCUGCUCAGCUGAUCCUGCUACCUUGCCCGAUAUGUUUCAGAACUUUCAAAGUCGAAUCUCUGGAGCGGCACAAGAAUGUCUGCCAGAAGGUGGCCACCAAGAAGCGCAAGGUGUUUGAUUCCGCCAAGCAGAGGCUGGAAGAUCUGCCAGAUGUGCCCAAAGUCAGUCUGUCGUCACCCCAGCAGCAGCCAAAGGUCCCGUCAUCACCUCUUCUGGUCAGAAGGUCUCUCCUCGAUUCAAACAAAAAAGUCCCUCCAUGGAAGGAGAAACACCUCAGUUUGAUUAAAACGGUCCGCCAAGCUAGAGGAGCCGACUCCAAUCGCUGCCCCUGCUGCGAGAGGAAUUUCGGCGAUAAGGCAUUCGAUAGGCAUGUGGAGUGGUGCAGGGAGCAGCAGUCACGGAUCCCCAAGUCUCCGACAAACACAGAAGCCAAAGAGCGAUGGGAAGCGCGUACCAAAUACCAAGCCCCGCUACUGCGUCGUUCCAUUCGUUCCAAGUACUCACCGACCAGGAGUUUGUUUAGCACGUCGGGCAGUCCAGCCCCGUCGGUCGAUGGCCGGCUCACCGUGCCCGACUGCGCCCAGAGUUUGAGCGGCAGCCGGGCGUCGUUGGACUCGCGAGCUUCAUCAACUUAUUCAUACCAGCCAACCAGCACGUUCAGUCGCAGCUACAACAGCAAUUACAACAACAACAACAAUAACAACAACAGCAGCAACAGUAGCAGUCAGAAGAAAAACUUGUACAAUAGCAGCACGUUGGGUCGGACGGGCGGAAGCGCUUUUUUGCGCCAGUCCAACGACCGUCGCUCACUUCGAGUGACUCCGCCGUCUCCGCCGCCCAUUCGACGCGUCGUCGAACCGCCGCCACCCGUCCGGCGUGUCACCGAACCGCCGGUGGCCGUCACUUUGACGCCCCUCAACAACAACCGGACGUCAGCGCUGAGGGCUAGUCUCCGAAUGAAGAAUCCUUUCACGUCCAUGGCCAGUUCUUUCCAGUCCAACCAUCCGCCCAACAAACCAAUUCAGCGACAACCGACCCUCGUUGCUCCGGCCUCACUGCCGGCCUCUUCGUCAUCAGCUGCAUCCAGUACCAAUAAACGUCCGACCGUUUUGCAGUUGUUUACGUCAGCGUUCAGCCGCCCCAGUCCGGUAGCUCCGGCUAAAAAUCGUGGCAACACGACGUCGACGCUAUCCAUCGGUCAAUUGGGUCAAGGAAGAAGGGUGGAGCCGGAAGGAGUCGAGUCUAAACUCAUGACAGGCAGCUGUUACAAUUAUCCAGCGCCCAGUAAAAUCAAACCCAGCAGCAGGUUCGGGAGUGACAAUUACAACCCGUAUUUGUCUGCCGAGCGCCAGAUGGCCGAACUGUUUGACGACCGCCCGAAACGAGACUCUUUAAUGAAAGAUCAUCCGAGCGAUAGUGCCGUCACGACUCCGACCACCCCUUCUGCCAAUAAUAGUACAGCCCAGGCAGACGAGACGGCCAGUAUGGAGCAGCUGGAACUCGAUUUGAAGAGUAUCCUAUCGGAAAUCAGUCAACUGGGCCAGACGAGCAACAAUGAACGAGAGACCAGCUGGCAAAAUAAGAAAUCGGCUGCUGCUGCUGCUGCUGCUACUGGUCCGUCCACUAUGACGCCGUCCGUCCGUCUAUCAACGACACCCAGAGUGGCCACUGCUGUGACGACAGUGGAACAACCCAAGGAAGAGGAAUCUGCCAAACCGGUCCCGAAAUUCUGUCAUUCAUGCGGCUCUUCUUAUCCGGAACGCCACACCGUCAAAUUUUGCUGCCAAUGCGGCGCCCGUCGCCUUUACGUUUGAAAAGCGAAAGGAAAAAAGACGAUGAAAUCGUGAAGAAAAAUAUGUAUAACAACUCUGGAAGAAUGCUUAACCCCAGAUUACUUGUACUAAAUCUGAUUCAGGUUGGUGAAGGGGCAACCAAAGGAAACCCAUUGAUUUUUAUUUUAUCAUCUUUCUGUUUUGUCAAUGUAUUAUUUGUAUUGAUUUUUAUUAGCCUUUCGGUGCCAUUAUUUCCGUCCAACAACAAUAGCAGCAAAAUGCUUUUUAUUUUUUUCAAAUGUUAACCGACCAAAACCAACGAGUUAGUAAAAAAUUUCGUUCGUCGGUGUCUAAUAACCAAAAGUGAAUUAAAAAACGAAUUGAUGAAAAUUGUGUGUUCACAACUACCAAAUGACCAAUAUCUAAAACAAAUUAAUGCCGCCGUUAGAUGGCAGACUUACGGCCUUGAUAAAAACUCGUGCGUGUCAAUUAAAUUCGUGUGUGCGUGACUCUGUGUAUGUGUGCGUAUUAUAACGGACCAAUUAUUUUUGAUCGUCUUUAUCAUCCGUCCUUAUAUAAUUUUCCCUUUCUGUCUUUAAUCAUUUAUGCAAGAAAUCAACUUUUUUUCUGUUGGAAA